This is a messenger RNA of Brassicogethes aeneus, 2738 nucleotides long. The record is from the annotation of a GenBank genome assembly. NCBI's taxonomy places the organism in Eukaryota, Metazoa, Arthropoda, Insecta, Coleoptera, Nitidulidae.
GGCGUCCCAACCACGACCACAUCGUCCCUUAAAAAAGGUUUUUAACGCAACAUCUCGAGCGGCCUGGUGACAAGUGAAGAGUGUUUGACAGUGUGAAAACAUCACGUGUGCGUAGACAUAUGUACAUAUGUAAUUUACUAGCAUUAGAGUAAUGAGUUUUGCGCCUGAUGAAUUAAAAACAUAAUUAUUGCGGUAAUUUUAACGUAAUUCAUGAUGUCGAAUAUCUACGAUAAUUUCCCGUUAAAACCGCUCAUCAAAGGUAAUGAAACAACAGAAGAUCAAGAUAAUAAACAAAAAAAACGCAAAUCAAAUCCAGAUGUCCACAAAAUAACCCAAAAUAUUCUGCACAAAAAACCGAAAUCGUCCCGCUCGUUUUCUGAGGUUUUCUUCAAAAAUCACAACGAUUAUUCCGAGGAAAAAUUUGGAAGUAGUGAAACGAUCAAGGCCACCAAUGGGAAAAAUCACGACGAGGUAAGUAUAAAGUCAAAAAACUCCAUUGAAGAUUUGAAAAAAUUGGCCAACGUUCAGUCCACCCCAACUUCUACGUUUGAUGAUGGUUACGAAUCCUCAAACAGCACCCCACUGGUUUCAGGUAGAGGAAAAGCCAGAUAUUCAAAUCCUUCCACGAAUUUAGUUUUAACAUGUACGUUAAAAAAAAAGGACCUCCACGUUCAACUCGAAGAAGACGAGCAAGAAUCCUUCGUGCUAUCGACGAGCUCGUCGCAACCUGGAGAAAUAAUACCGGACGAUUUCCCGGAAACCGCCUACGACCAGCGCGAAACAUGGAGCUCGAACACCGAUUUUUUACUUUCGAUAAUCGGGUUCGCUGUCGAUUUGGCGAACGUGUGGCGGUUUCCCUAUCUUUGCUACCGGAACGGGGGAGGUGCCUUUUUAAUACCGUACACUUUAAUGUUGGUAUUCGGGGCGGUGCCAUUGUUCUACAUGGAGCUGAUCUUGGGCCAGUUCAAUAGACAGGGACCCAUCAGCCUGUGGAGGAUUUGUCCUUUGUUCAAAGGAGUUGGUUUUUGUGCCGUAUUGGUAGCGUUUUAUGUUUCGUUUUAUUAUAACGUGAUUUUAGCAUGGGCCCUGUAUUUUCUGGCUUCGAGCAUAGCGGCCGAGCUGCCCUGGAUGCAUUGCAACAAUACGUGGAACACCGACAAAUGCUGGGAGAGCAUGUUACCUGGUGUGAACGAAACUAGAAAAAUAACAAGUUUGAUUGUCAACGAAACCGUCCGGACCAGCAAGCACACUCCCGCCUCGGAGUUUUUUCAUCGGGCUGUUUUGGAGAUGCAAUGGAGCGAUGGAUUGCACGAUAUGGGUUAUCCAAAAUGGCAAUUGGUAGUUUGUUUGGUACUUAUUUAUAGUAUGCUGUAUAUUUCGCUUUUUAAAGGAGUAAAAUCUUCGGGAAAAGUUGUUUGGGUUACUGCAACAAUGCCCUAUGUGGUCCUAACGAUACUUUUAAUCCGGGGAUUGAUGUUGCCCGGAGCCAUUUCCGGUAUAUCCUAUUAUCUGCAUCCGGAACUUUCCAAAUUAAAGGAAACACAGGUUUGGGUUGAUGCUGCAGUUCAAAUAUUUUACUCAGUUGGGGCGGGAUUUGGAGUGCACUUAUCAUAUGCAAGCUACAAUACUUUUCACAAUAAUUGCUACAGGGAUUGCAUUAUAACCACUAUAGUCAACUGUUUUACAAGUUUUUUCUCUGGAUUUGUCAUAUUUACGUACUUGGGUUAUAUGUCUUAUAAACAGGGUGUUCAUAUAAGUACGGUGGCAACGGAAGGUCCCGGUCUUGUUUUCCAGGUAUACCCUGAAGCAGUGGCAACAUUACCCGGCUCGCAUUUAUGGUCUGUCCUAUUUUUCUUUAUGCUCAUAAUGCUUGGACUGGAUUCAGCGAUGGGUGGCCUGGAAUGCGUAAUCACCGGUUUAAUGGACGAAUUUUCGACAUUCUUCAAGGAAAAGAAAUAUGCGCGGGAAAUUUUUACCCUUGGUAUUAUUAUCGCAUCUUUCUCUGUCGCCCUUGUCAACGUUACGCCGGGCGGUAUUUACAUGUUCAAUUUAUUUGAUACUUAUUCCGCUGGAAUAUCACUGCUAUGUUCAGCUCUAUUCGAGGCUAUUGCAGUGUCAUGGUUUUAUGGUUUAGAUAGAUUUACACAGGAUGUUGAAGCAAUGCUGGGAUGGAAACCAGGUUUAUACUGGAGAGUUUGCUGGAAAUUUAUAAGCCCCACCUUUAUUAUUUGUGUUGUCAUGUUUGGUCUACUUUACCAUGAACCUUUAAAGUAUAAUGAUUAUUUGUACCCAGACUGGGCAGAGUGGGUUGGCUGGGGUUUAGCACUUUCUUCGAUAAUGAUGAUACCAUUUGUUGCUAUUUUUCAGUUGUUAAAACAAAAAGGAUCUUUUAAGGAGAGAGUUGCUAUUUGUAUUUCACCAGUGGAAGAACACGACGAAAUAAGAGCUAAUAAGUUAGCCAGUAGGUUUAAAGCAAAACAUUGGUUAUUUGUGUAAAUUCCUAAAAAUAUUUUUUCAAAAAGGUUUUUUUAAUUUUCAUGAGGUAACUUAAAAUUCCUUUAAUACCUACUUAAUGAUAUUUAUUUAUUUUAAACUUAGUUCCUAGUUAAAAAGUUUAAAAAUGAUCUCCUAAACUAAGGACCAUUUAUUUUUAUGUUAAAAAGGUUCUAAAAAGGGUAGAAAAGAUUUGUUGUCCCAGCACAAUUAGAUUGUAUAAUAAAUUAAAGUAAGGAAAAUAA